Messenger RNA from Ipomoea nil (Japanese morning glory), 1523 nucleotides. Its product is annotated as DNA ligase 1-like. The transcript has 3 exons. Bases 250 to 1233 code for a protein of 327 amino acids. The record is from RefSeq and is a predicted model, not a curated record. Lineage: Eukaryota; Viridiplantae; Streptophyta; Magnoliopsida; Solanales; Convolvulaceae.
CCUUCCUUUAGCAAUUUUGCAUACGAUUCUGAGACUCUUCUCUCUCGCGACGCCGAAACCCUAGCCUGUGGUUUCAUCGAAAGAUUUUGCUUGAAAAAUCUCCCGCGGUUCCUUCAAAGAUUUUUCUAAACUUUUUCUGAAUCUCGAAACCCUUUUUGCGAAAUCGAUUUUGCGAUAUUUUUUAGAACUUUUUUUUUUUUUUUUUGUUUUUUUAAACGCGUUAAGUUUUCGAUUCGAUCUGAUCUGAGGAUGUCAAGGUGUUUUCCUUACCCUCCACCCGGCUAUACGGUUAGAAGGAGCAAUGAAGAAGCAGCCUUGAUCGAAUCGAUUAAGCUCCAAAAGGAGAGGGAGAAAGCCAAAGCUGAAAGGAAGGAAGAGAAGAAGAGGGAGAAGAGGGAGAAGAGGGAGAAGAAAGAGAGGAAGAAAGAAAGGAAAGAGAAGGAACAGCAGAACUUAAGUGAUUCUGCUCAAAGAGACAAGUCCCACAAAAAGGGCGAUUCUGCUCAGAGAGACAAGUCCCACAAAAAGGGUGAUUCUGCACAGAGAUACAAGUCCCACAAAAAGGACAAUUCUGAGUUUAAAGAUGGAUGCAUAGAUAAAAAGAGACCUUCCGAGUCUGAACAAUUAGAAAGGAGCAAUCUCACUGUGGAAUAUGGACAAGCUGUAUGUUCACAAAAUCCCAACACCUCAUCUGAUAGCACUCAGAACAGCAACAAAAGGAAAAGGCAUUUGUCACCACCAAAUGUCACCCGCUCUCAUGGGAAUGUUAUCAGGAUUCGUUUGCCCUCACAGAAGCAAAUGGACUAUGAUUCUUCAGCUCAAAAUCAACAGAUUUGUUCAACUUCUGGCAGGUUGGAUUUGCCAGUCCAGCGCAAAUGUGAAACUGCUUCAAGUGCUGGUGCAGAUAACAUUUGUAGUACUUCACAGCAAGCUCAAAAUGCUGUUGAGACGCAUGUGUCUGCUGCUUCGCGGCCUAAAAGAGUGGAGAAGCCUAUGCAUAAAGAUGAAUUGCAGUUUAGAAAUUUGAUAGAGAACUGGGUUCCCUCAAGUUUAAAUGAUCUUGGUGAUGAUGAUCAAGAUUGGUUAUUCAAGAGAAGAAAGCAUGAUGAUACUAAUGCAAAGAAGGCUAUAGCCAGCACCGCUAUGUUGUGUGGUAGCGCUGCAUUAUGGCCCCGCGCUCAGUAUUUGCAGGAUGCAGACAUCUUUGCUUUACCCUACACCAUUCCUUUUUGAAUAUGCAUGCUGUAUACUGAUGUUAGGUGUUGAUGCUGGCAUGCUGCUUCAGAUUUUGUAGCCCAUUGCCUGUGGCAGCUCGAAUUCAUGUUUAGAGGUGGUAGCAUUUAACCAUCCCACAGAUAGAAAGAGGGUGCAUUCUUUACAUUUUAUCGAGUAUGGGGUGAUUGCCAGAAUGCCAGGGGAAGAACAAGAGAUGUUCUCAUGAACUGGUCAUUAUGAUGUGUAAAAGAUGUGUACUCUUUUAACAAUAGUGAAUUUCAUCUGAAACUUUGGUUUCUUCUUUUCCA